Chiroxiphia lanceolata (lance-tailed manakin) is the source of this 2077-nucleotide messenger RNA. RefSeq names its product neuroplastin (gene NPTN). Bases 37 to 1119 code for a protein of 360 amino acids. The transcript has 8 exons. The record is from RefSeq and is a predicted model, not a curated record. NCBI's taxonomy places the organism in Eukaryota, Metazoa, Chordata, Aves, Passeriformes, Pipridae.
CUGCCCCUCCCUCUAGCUGGGUUUGUCAAGUCGCCCAUGUCAGAAACUAAGCUCACGGGGGACGCCUUUGAACUGUACUGUGAUGUGGUUGGGAACCCCACUCCAGAGAUCCAGUGGUGGUAUGCUGAAGUCAACCGGGCUGAGUCUUUCAAACAGCUGUGGGAUGGCGCUCGGAAGCGCCGUGUCACCAUUAACACUGCCUACGGGGCCAAUGGGGUGAGUGUGCUGAGAAUAACCCGCCUUACCUUGGAAGACUCUGGGACUUACGAGUGCAGGGCCAGCAACGAUCCCAGGAGGAAUGACUUGAGGCAAAAUCCCUCCAUAACGUGGAUUCGAGCCCAGGCUACUAUAAGCGUCCUGCAGAAGCCCCGGAUCAACGCCAGCGAGGAUGUGGUGCUCCACGUGUCCGGGGUGGCCGUCACGUUGCAGUGCAACCUCACCACCAGCCCCAGCCCCCUCACCGCCAGCUACUGGGUGAAGAACGGGGAGGAGAUCCCAGGCACUAGGAGAACCUCCAACACCACAGAAUACAAGAUCGCGAAGGCCAGAGCGGAGGAGUCGGGGGAAUACUUGUGUGUGUUUGUGUUUUCCAACUCUCCUGUAGCCAACGCCACUAUAGAAGUGAGAGCCACUCCCGACAUCACCGGGCACAAGCGAAGUGAGAACAAGAACGAGGGGCAGGAGGCCCUCAUGUACUGCAAGUCCGUGGGCUUCCCCCACCCCGAGUGGGUCUGGCGCAAGAAGGUCAAUGGAGUGUUUGAGGACAUCAACAACUCCUCCGGCAGGUUCUUUAUUUCCAACAAGGAGAACUACACCGAGCUCAGCAUCACAAACCUGCAGAUCAACGAGGACCCCGGCGAGUACCAGUGCAACGCCACCAACCAGGUGGGCUCCGUGUCGGUCACGACCAUCCUGCGCGUGCGCAGCCACCUGGCCCCGCUGUGGCCCUUCCUGGGCAUCCUGGCAGAGAUCGUCAUCCUCGUGGUCAUCAUCGUCAUCUACGAGAAGAGGAAGCGGCCGGACGAGGUGCCGGACGAUGAUGAACCAGCUGGGCCAAUGAAAACCAAUUCUACAAACAAUCACAAAGAUAAAAACUUACGCCAGAGAAACACAAAUUAAAAAUGCUCAUCAUUGAGCAACGAUAUGACUGUCUAACGCAUGCCUUAUUUAGCCUCUCCUGCAAGGAUGACCUAGCCAGAUCAAUUUUAAUAAUGCUUCCGUGUAGAAGGUGUAAACUGUUUUGGGCUUGAUGUGCUGUGAAUGUUGCUUUUUUUUUUUUUUCUUCCCUUUACUCUCUUUACCAUGAGCAGUAGCCAGGCGGGUUCACGCAUGCGCCAUUUUUUACUUCCUGUAGCUGUUAAAUUUGGCACCGCUCAAACCGCACCGCUGCCAUCUAGUGAGACUUCUUUUGUAAAGUACAGCAGAACUUAAAAAUAUAUACAGUAUAUAUUUAUAUUGGGGGGGGGAAGGGGAAACCAGAAGUCAUUGUGGUUCAUUUUGAAGCUGCUGAUAUUCAUUCCUUACUGUAUGGCUGAGAGGAGAGAGCGAUGCCGGGCUGGCACUGGGACAAGGGAGACAUUGGAAUUACCUUAAGGGCUUAACUGUGGAGCACGGGGUGUCCUGGGAUGGUUCCAGGGGGUGGUGGUGAUGGGAUGCAGUUGGAAACAAAAACAAACCUUCAGUUUAUAAAUAUAUAUAUAUGAUUGCUUUUUAAGUGAUUUUUUUUUUUUUUUUUUUUGUUAACUCAUGUAAAUUCUCAAAUCCUUUUGCACUGAUGUGUUCAACAUAUUCUUGUACAUUCAAUUCAGGCAAACUUUUAUAAUUUUCUUUUUUUUUUUUUUUUGUUUAAAUGAUGAAAUGUUACAGCAUGGUGAUAUUCUAUGCAACUAGUUAUUCCUCUUUAGUUUGACACUGUAAUUUCUCAUGAUUUAAAGAUUGUAGAAAUAGACCUACCAGGGUUCUCAUGAUGUGCGUAACUGUAGCUGCAUGAACUCGUGUUCUGUGUAUUUGUUGAAGUGCAAUGAUGUAUAAAAAAGUGGAUUCACCUGUUUUUAAAAAUAAAACACUGACAAAAAAC